This is a messenger RNA of Tigriopus californicus, 1284 nucleotides long. RefSeq lists its product as uncharacterized. The coding region runs from base 207 to 1193 and encodes 328 amino acids. NCBI's taxonomy places the organism in Eukaryota, Metazoa, Arthropoda, Copepoda, Harpacticoida, Harpacticidae. The transcript is spliced from 4 exons. The record is from RefSeq and is a predicted model, not a curated record.
CGGUGUUUGACGGGGACAAACGCCCUUCAAGCGCUGCGGAACCACGGCUCGUUCUCACUCUCGGAUUGGAACCUGGAACCGAAUCGCUUCACUCUGGCCUUGCCAGAUACAUAUCAGACUUCGGACCUGGAAGUCUCCUCAUCAAGGAUAUUCAAAAGACUUCGAUCAUCGACGAGCAACAAAAUUCAUAUACAGUAGAUCAAAAAAUGGAUCACCAACUGGGAUCACUGAGGAGUCUCUUCCGUCCCAAGGAUGUCAGCUCAGAGAGGAAUCGCAGUAAGGCCAAAAACUUUGAUAAGACUGCAUCGGCGAACGUGCAGAAGUUGGGCUCCAAAGUGAUUGUGGCCUCUCAUACAGUCCGAAAUGCUGACGCUGAAUCGUCCCAAGGCAAAUUGGGACAAGCCUUUAGCAAUAUGUUGGUAUCCCUCAAGAACGUGGUAGUGGGCAACAUGUUACCUGAAAGCAUAUCUCCUCCCAGGUUUUCCUCGGGAUCAAUCCAAGCUUCUAAACGUGGAUACGGCAAACUCCUCACGGACAUGGACUCGCCAUUUCUCUCCCGACGUCAAAUGGAACUCACGGAACGUGUCCCAUCCACCCAUGCCAAACCGGAAUGCUCGGCCACCCCUUUCUCAGAGCUCUCCAGAGCCAAAGCCAAGUAUUCCAACUCUAUCAAAUCAACUUCACUCCAUGGGAUUUCCGCCACUUCCAUAGUGUUAGAAGCUCAAAUCCCGAGAAGCAACUCCAUGGCUCCAGUGUUAGAAACCAAUAACAACUCAACUCAAUGCUCGUGGUCACCCAUUCCAUAUGAUUUGGAUCCCAAUGGGUACGAUUGCUACCCGCAUGACCUCGUGGACCACGACGACUAUUCUGGAUCCGAACUCUCAGACGAUGAAACUAGUUGGGAAGAGGACUUCUCCUGUGUGGUUUGCGAACGAGCCUUUUUCACUGCGCGACAACUGGAACGGCAUCAAAUUCGGAAACGACAUUGGGGAUGUGGCGAAUGUGACCGUCGGUUCAACUCCCAGAUGCUUCUGGAAUACCACAAGGAGGAGUUCAACCAUUGGUCUGAGGAGGAUUUUCCGUACGACUCCGAGGACGAGGAUUUCGAAUCCCUCCGGGAAGUGAUGAAUGAUGUGCGUGAGGAGGAGACGGAAUUUGGACCCGAUGAACAAGAGAAGGAAAUGUUGCUCUGAUAAGACGGUUGAGCGGGGUAUGGAGGGGUGGGUGGAGUGGUGGUGGUAUGGAUUCCAUGAAUAAAUACAUACUUAUUUAAUCCCUGUCAAA